Molecule: messenger RNA, 4109 nt
Organism: Cloeon dipterum
Lineage: Eukaryota; Metazoa; Arthropoda; Insecta; Ephemeroptera; Baetidae
Product: carboxy-terminal domain RNA polymerase II polypeptide A small phosphatase 1-like
Exons: 6
Coding region: 145-1146 (333 amino acids)
Molecular function (GO): RNA polymerase II CTD heptapeptide repeat phosphatase activity
Source: RefSeq, a predicted model, not a curated record
AGAGCGAGCAGCAAGCAAGGUGCGCAGCCAGUCAGCGAAGAGGGGAGUGGCUGCCAUCUUGGACAACUGCUGCUCUGUGUUUAUGCCGUCUUGCGCUCUAUUUUUCGGCCAGCACUCGCAGACAGAGCACCAACCAAUGUCUCAAUGGACCCGUCGUCCAUCAUUACUCAGGUGUCGCGCGAUGACGACCAGUCCAACACAAUUUUAGCCGAUGAAAAAGUUCAGCUGCCAGUGGUUGAUGGCGAUGGCUCAAGUCAAGGUUCCAGUGUAAAACAGCGGAAGAAACCUCGCAGAGGCCUUUUGCGGUCGUUGUUCUGCUGUGUGCGCAGACAAGACAGAAAUGAUGCGUCUCCUAAGGGGCCCUCCGGGACUGGGGGCAACGGUGGACUGGCCAGCGUUGAUGGCCGCUGCUCUCCCUCGCUCUCACCCAACUCCAACUCUGGCGGUCAGAUGUAUCUGCUGCCGCCAGUUCGACACCAGGACAUGCACAGAAAGUGUAUGGUCAUAGACCUCGACGAAACGCUUGUCCAUAGUUCUUUUAAGCCUAUAAGCAAUGCUGACUUUAUUGUUCCUGUGGAAAUCGACGGGACAGUGCACCAAGUCUACGUGCUGAAGAGGCCUCAUGUUGAUGAAUUCCUUCAGCGCAUGGGAGAGCUCUACGAGUGUGUCUUAUUCACCGCGAGCCUUGCAAAAUACGCUGAUCCAGUGGCCGACCUGCUGGACCGAUGGGGCGUCUUUAGGGCCCGACUCUUCAGGGAGUCAUGCGUGUUUCAUCGAGGCAACUAUGUUAAAGACCUCAACAAGCUUGGCAGGGACCUUCAUUCUGUGAUUAUUGUGGAUAAUUCGCCAGCCUCUUAUAUAUUCCACCCAGAUAAUGCUGUACCUGUGGCAUCAUGGUUUGAUGACAUGACCGAUUCGGAGCUUAUGGACCUGAUUCCAUUCUUUGAAAAACUGAGCAAGGUGGAUAGUGUGUACAAUGUGCUGUGCAACUCGAACCACCCAUACCACCACCCAAGCGGGCUGGCGGCGUCGUCGGCGGCCUCGUCCACUACAGGCAGUUCGCCAACCACGAGUGCGGCGCCGCUGUGCGGAUCGGCGCUUGUCGCCUCCAACUCAGUGCCCCAAGCUCAAGCGGCCGCCUCGUAGCAGCUUCUCCACAGGUCCCUCGCUGCUGAACCUCCUUUAAUGUAUUUCACGGUCGAACCGUGCCUGGCAGCCAUUCCGCGCGCGGCCUAACAUCAUCUGUGAACUGAGAAACUCUCUUCUUCGCCUCGCCUUUUACCCUACCCAACCAGACCGCGGACAGGCUUGAUAUAUUCUUUCAUCGCCUACAACCAUAUAUGGUUUUUAGCUCCAUCAAAUUUUUGUUUUAAAAUUUGAUUUCCACAUUAUAGGCUUUGAACCUUGAUCGACACUGUGACGUAUGGAAGUUUAGAUAAAUCCCUAUAUUGAUUUACUAGGUCACAGAACUUAAACGGUAUUCUCUCAAAAUUAAUGGAUAUUUUUAAUUCCAUUUCUGCUGGUUUUUAUUUUAAAUGGUCAAGUAUUCCUUAAUCUUUGAAUUUGCUGAUUGCAUUAUAUAUUUAGUGUUUGGAGACACUUUCAGAUGGAAACACAAGUUUUGUUAAAUGCAAAAUAUUACAAUUUUUCCUCCAGCUAUGUUGGUACAUUCACAGGAAUUCUGUAGAUUUCCAAAAAGAUCUAGUAGCUCAUAAACCAAUGAAUUUUUACUUAUCAACAAGUAACUCAAAGUUAGUAUAUUACAUUUACUCUGAAUACUAGGGUGGUGAUAUCAUCUAGAAAGGUCUCCAAAUACCUAAACCUUGCGAGAAGGCUGAUUUAGGAAUUUAAUUUUCUAAUCUAAACAGAAAUUUAUUCAAAAUAUCUAUUUCCUCUCAGUUGUCAUUUCACCUUUCAGUUGAUUUAAAUUUUAAGCACAAUUUUAUAAUUAGGCUGGGUGGGCAUGAAAUUUCUCGUUGCAGCUGGUGGGCUACUUGGAAAGUAUCACAUUUGAGACAUCCAGGGUAACGAUGAUUAAAUUCCUGUGACUGUUCUGUUGCAUCAGCGUCUCUGAACGGUGUGACCCUAAAGAGCAAAAAAAAUUGGCGCUCUUUUCCGCCGUAUUCGUGCCAACAAGGACACAUCACAUUGAUGGUUACUCUCUUGGCAAGCGGAAAAAGAUCUAUCUUAUUUAAUUGCAUUGACUGUAGUGCCUGUCAACUGUUGUUAUCGCUCUGUUUAGGUGUCUGAGGGUUUGAAUUAUACUUUGCGACACUUGCUGCUUAUAAUUUUAAUAUCAUUUACAGCUUAGCGCGCAAUCUGAUUGAUUUUUCGACUUUGGCUAGCUACCGAUGGCUGCUUUUAAGGAAAGGUGAAUAUAUAUAAAAUCUCGCGCUACAAUUUGGUUCACUUCUCGAACUCCUGUGCAGAGCCAACUAUUGCAUUUUUGCCCAGCCAUGUGCAGCAUCAAUUUGAACUCAGCUCUUCACGUAGUUUUGCCGAUCUUUCUGUUGGAAUGUUUUGCUGGCAUCCGAUUUCUUUGGUUUGCGUCUGUCAAAAAUGUGCCUGAUCAAUUUCUUGUGUAUAUUAAUAGGACGAUGUUAAACACUAAUUAUUGUAUUGCGACGCUGCUGUUGUUGCUCUUAACGUGCCAAUUGUAUUGCGUUAGCGGACGGAAUCUGAUGCAAUUCUGUUCACCUGCCUUCCACUGAUUGAUUAGGUCCACUGACACGGACCCGAUAACUAUCUUACAAUAUUCUCGCUGGCUCUCCCCCCGUUUUAGUGGGCAGGGGAUGGGUGGUAGUUUCUAGCAGUUUCAACUCCCAUUUCGGAGGAGUGGAGAUGAAUCGCUCGAUCACUAGUAAUUUUCAACCAAAGCAAUCUUACCUCAUUAUAAAAUUGGGACCGGCAUCAGGCUCAAAAACUAGAUUCAAACAAGUGGAACUGUUUAGCAGCAAGAUCUUGGAGUAUGUUUUGCAAAUUUCUGAUGAAAUACGAUUGGCUCAAUGAUGAAACUCGAAACUGCUGUGCACAGAUUUGCUGCUUAUACCCUUCCGAGCAACGUUUUGGCUGAAACAGAUUGAUAUUAUUUGAGAGUGAGUGACUGAUGAAUGGAAGAAAAAUUGUUUUAAGUAUGGAUGUUUGACGGCUUUUAGAUAAAAUUUCCUGUAUUCCUCUCGUAAUUCCUUAGAUAAUAACCUAAAGUCUAACACUAUAUAUUACUGAUGAUCGUAAAAAAAUAUAUAUAUAAUCAAUUAAAUCAAGUACCAUGAGGGGCCUUAAAGUAGUUCUACAUACUAUUAUUAAUUUAUAUUUUUAAGAGAGCGCGAAUACCGUUAAAAUUUUUGAUAACCAAGUAAAAUGCUUUAAUAAAAAUGAAUAUACGUCUAUUCAAAUUACACUUUGAGCUACUUUUGGUACUGCUGCGAAACGUUUUUGUUUUGUUUCCUGUUAAUCUUGAUGGAACAAUUUUACUCCCCAAAAAUUUACUCUUGCUUUAAAAGUUGCUGUUCCUUAUCAUUAGAACUGUUUGAUCUGCCCUCACAGUGAAGAUUAUCACUUAAUUUUAAAUUAUGUUUUAUGUUUAUGUCGUCUUUAAUAAUGUUAUCAUUAAUAUGUAGUGCGUGCUGAACCGCUCUGUACAUCAAGGAAGAUAUUAUUUCAGUUUUAUAAUUUUUGAGAGAGAGAGGAAAACGGUAUGGAAAUGAACUGUCUUAUGAUUCAAAUAUUUCUCUAAAAUAAUAAUAUUCCAUUGUGCAACAAUGAUUUGUUCUUGUUUUCAUUUAUAUAUUAUUUGUUCAAGCCGGACGUAAAGGAUGUUAUCGAAUAUAACUUACUCAAAGAGUUAGAUUUGUGUAUGAUUAAGCUGCACUGCAGACAUUUUGGUUGCCAUUAUAUUUUUGUGUUUACAAAAGAGAAAUAUGUGUUGGUCCUUCCUGACUCGUUUUGUGCAGAUUUUUGUACCAACUGCUGGCUGAUGUAAAAAUUGUAUUUACCCUAGGCUAUGUAACAUCCAUGGAUUACCUAUAUCACUUCUUAAUAAUUGUCAUUUUUCAACUGUCAUUAUAUUAUAUAUGCUAUUCUUUCAAAUAGAAUCCUUAUUUCUGAAA